Puccinia triticina is the source of this 273-nucleotide messenger RNA. RefSeq lists its product as uncharacterized. The record is from RefSeq and is a predicted model, not a curated record. Bases 1 to 273 code for a protein of 90 amino acids. NCBI's taxonomy places the organism in Eukaryota, Fungi, Basidiomycota, Pucciniomycetes, Pucciniales, Pucciniaceae. The transcript has 2 exons.
AUGCUGCACCGUCAUUCCGCGGAGUUUCACUCAAAUCGGUUUGCACCGUUGAAGAGGUUCCUGCCGACGCUUGCGAGUGUAGGGGGUGUUGAUGAAGUUGCUAGUAUAAGGAAGGCCCCCCGACCGUCUCCCCGGGUCGAGCCGGCGGGAGUUUGGCUCACUUCUAAAGCCCAAAAAGAGCGGUCUCGCGACCGAUCCACUUUGGCCUCAGGUGAAGGGAGGAGCCAUGGAGUCCCGAGCCUGUGUUUAAAAGGCGCGAGUGUCACCGCGUAG